Messenger RNA from Amphiprion ocellaris (clown anemonefish), 5927 nucleotides. RefSeq names its product transmembrane protein 269 (gene tmem269). Gene Ontology annotation, cellular component: membrane. The record is from RefSeq and is a predicted model, not a curated record. Lineage: Eukaryota; Metazoa; Chordata; Actinopteri; Pomacentridae. Bases 3341 to 3934 code for a protein of 197 amino acids. Gene Ontology annotation, molecular function: phosphotransferase activity, for other substituted phosphate groups. The transcript has 7 exons. Gene Ontology annotation, biological process: phospholipid biosynthetic process.
GGUCAUAUGUUGUGUUUAUCACUCUGACAGCGGAGACACGCAAGUCAGUCAUCAGUUCAAACAGAACUUUGCGUUUAAAAAAAACAAAAAGGAAAGACAGUGAGGUCCGGUCUGUACGUGCGCGUUUUAGACGUCUCCAUCCUCUGAUCUGUGUAGACUCAAUUAUCUGUGGAGCUCCUGUCAGCUUUUGUGCUGGUUCCCAGAGACAAUCAUGAUCCUCCUGACUUCCUCCUCUGAUGAAGUCUCUUGAACUCGCCUGGCUUUGGAAUCACAGGAAGUUCAGGGUGAAAAACACUUAAAGGGUUGCUACUGCAACAUUUAAAGAUAUUUAAAUUUUGCAGGCCAUUAUCGAUGCAUACUGUUUUAGACAACACUAUGACUUGAGACAAAAGAAUAAGUUCUCAAAAGGAGGAGGCUGAUAGAAAACAAAGAUUUCUUUGAAUGAAUUGAUUAUAAAACUUCACACAUUUGUUGGAGAAGCUGUUGGCAGGAGGGAGGCAGCAUCAGCAGUCAUUUCAUCUUGCUGACUAAGAUAUUAAAUGUAGCUUUUGCUAUUGUUCAUACUAUAAAUAUUUUUCUCACAAAAAAUAAAAAAUCAAGCCUCAAGUACAACUUUUACUAAUAUAUGUUUAAGCAAAGAUACAGUGCUGUGAUUUCUUGUAUUUUAGUGAGUCAUACUAAAUGGGGCCAGAUAAUCAAACAUAAUGUAACUUAGAGCAAAGGAAAUUUGAGUAAACACAAAUGCAAGUUCUAAAUGAUAAUUGUUAAAAUAUUGUUAUCUAACUAGGUCUGUGGAAAAUAUUGUUCAUUAACUUAGCUACUAAACCCAAAAAACUACCAAACUAUACUACCAGCUGGUUGUAGUCAAACUAGAAACACCUGUAAAUACUGCCAGAUCUGUUCAAUCAAAUCAUCACUUUCACUUUAUCCAGAAGCAUGAGCUUAGCUAGAAGGUUCCACCAGUAGAAAAUUAUGCCGAAAUCAAAAGAAACUGAGAGCGUGAGAGUCAUUAUCUACAGAUGGAGAAGACUUGGGCCAACAGUGAAUGUUCAUUUAAGUAGCCCCACUUCCCAAAAUAAUCCAAAAGCAUGGCAAUAAUUCAUCUAGAAAGUCAUAAAAGAUUCAGGGAAAAUAUCCAAGAGCCUAUCUCACCUCAGUGAAGGUAUUUUAGGUAUUCCAGACUCCAAUAUCAGAACAAAAAUGCAUCAAUCGGAGAGUGGUGACAUGAACAAGACUACUAACCCACAAUAACUUUAAUGGUCUUCUGAGCAUCUUGAUGAUGCUCAAACUUUUUAGGAGAAUGUUUGAUGGACAGAUGAGUUGAAACUUAUUGUGUGGAGGACAGGCUUCCUGUUAUAUUCAGUGCAGAUCAAAUGCAGAGUUCCACAAAGAGAACAUUAUACAUCUUGCUCAAGCAUGGAGGUGGCAGUAUAAUGUUGUGUGGGUACUUUGUGGCCUCAGAAAUGAGGUGAUUUACUAUAAUUGAGGGAAUUGAGCAUAACUGGAAUGUAGCAAGACAGUGAUCUCAACUCUGUUGAAAAUGCUACAAAAAUACAGCCAAAUUCUUACAGUAGUGUACUGCUUUUGUUGUUGUUUAUGUUUUUUUUUUGUUUUACAAAAUACAGUUAAAAAUCAAACCUGACUGACUUUUGGAGGCAAAAUAUUAUUACCAACAUUACACUGAUGACUUUAAGAUAGGCCUUUUGUCCUCCCUCUUUUCCCGAUACUGUACAUUUAGUGAAAUUGCUUUUACUUGUUUUGUAAAACAAAUUUAUUAGGUCACAAUUUGGUCACGCAUUAUUGCCUUUGAAUAAAUAUAAGUUGCUUUAUCAUUCAUCCUUGAUUGUGUUAGGUAUAUGCAUUUUUAAAUGUUCAACAGCUUGUAAAUCUCAGUUCUUGAUCAUAUAUAUUGAAGACUCAGUGUUUUUUAUGGUAUAUGUCUGCAAAAUGUCAUAAUUCACAAGCAACUACAUUUACAGUUAAUAUUGAUUAGAAUUGUAACACUACAUGAAGACUGUAUAUUAUUGGACAGUAUUUUAAUUAUAUCAAUUAUGAUGCUUUUUGCUCCAAUACAUGCAAUUAUCAUUUACAUCUUGUGUUUCAUGGUUACUCGGGUUGCCUUUAUUUAAUGUUAAAUUUAGUUUGUCUGUUUAGUAUGAGAUAUACACAAAAGUAGAUGUAAUCAGGAUGGAGUUAUAUACUCUUUUCUGUAAUUCCCUAUAAUAUAUAUUGAUGAGAAUACUCAAUGUAGUAUUUGAAAACAAACUGUGUGCUAUAAAAGCAAGUAGACCAGGUGAGGUUGUAGAUUUAUCUCCGUGCCACAGUCUACAUUAAAGCCUGGGCUGCAGUGGUAUUCAUAGAUUUGAACAGUUAGCUAUGUGAAAGCUGCUGCAUUGUCCUCGUUUCAGGUCAUUAUGUUCGAUCAGAGUUAACAGGCUAAUUGAUCUCACGUCUGGUAUGUGUCAAUGCAGUAGGUGUGACUCACUGUCACUGUAGCCAGUGGUGUAUGUGCUAGUCCCCUAAGUGUUCACAGCUUGUUCCCCACACCAGUGUCUGUGUGUAUAUGACCUCUUGUAAGAUCACAUUUGAGCGCUAACACUUCACAUGCAUCAUUGUUCAGGUUGUAUUUACUUAUUUUUGUUAAUAUUGAAAUUGAUUGCAUGUCACUGUGGCCGUUUUUUUUUUUUUUUUUUUUAAAGAAUGCUAAAGCAUGUAUAAUGUGACCAUUACAUAGAUAUAACUGACAAUAUAAUAGUGGGUAAUGAUGCAUGCUGUAGGCUGCACACACCUGACUGAAUGAAUGUACAGUAACAAAUGCAUUUUAGUGAUCUGAAAAUGGAUGAACAUAUCGUAAGGUUGGUCUCCAUCCAAUAAACAUACGUCUUGGUAAGUGAUAUUUCUUUUACAUAAGACGGAGGAGUCAAUUUUGGAGUGAUAUUUUGCUUUAAAUGCAAGAAAAAUGCCCAGUAUGGGAUUCAGUGUAGAUUAAUAUUGUACUGUAUUAUUAUAUUAUAUUUUCAGAAUUUUUACGUAUCUCUCCUUUUAUUUCAGCUGAAUUUUAAAUCGGACUGAGGUAUAAAUAAUAAACUAUUCCCAUUCAGACACAUGCAUUUAAAGGUCAGCUGGUGUGGUCAUCCAAUCAUAGCAGAGGUCUAGCUGUUUUUCAUAAACCAGAGCAGAGGUUAUUGACCUCACGCAAACAACUAGUAACUGCUAUUGCUGUUUGGUCUCAGGUGUCUUCCAGUGUACCAACAAGCUCUUUCUGAGUGAUCAGUCCACAGGACUUCAGAUCAAGGAGUUUGCACGUAAAAAUGCAGCAAAUGCUCUGUCGGUUGCCAACAUGGUCAUGGGCAUGGCCUCCAUUCUCAGCAGCCUAAAUGGGCACCAUCAUGCUGCAUGUUGGCUCGUUCUGAUUGGCUACCUGCUGGAUUUGGCAGAUGGAGCAGUUGCCAGGCGACUCGAUGCCUGCUCUGCACUGGGUGCAAAGCUGGAUGACUUUGCUGACUUCACCACCUUUGGGAUUGCCACAUCGUUGCUUCUGAGGACAUCUGACCUGCUGGACAACAUCCUGUGCAUGUGUUAUGUUCUGUCUGUGUUCGUCCGCCUUUGUUUCUUCUCAAGCGGGAUCCCCUUCAUGUACCGUGGCCUGCCCUGCAUCUACUCGUCAGCCAUCCUGGCCAGCGCUUCCUUGCUGUCAGGGGGAAACAUGGUCGUGUUGCGGGUCAUCGCAGUGGCCAUGAUCCUCUUCAUGAUCAGUCAGAACUUCUAUCCCCAUGACAGAGUGCUGGAGUCCCAGGCCUGGAAAAAAGUAGUCUAUGCUGGAGGAGUCAUCAUGGUAUUCUGCUCUUUCUUCCCCCCUGCAUGUGUUUACUACCUGCUGUGGUCUGUCUCCUACAUUUUGUUCCCAACAUCCCUUUGGAGCAGUAAAGUGUAAAAAGGGGAGCUGGCAUUAUCCAAAACUCACAAAUAGGUUUUUACCUCGGGCCCGUAUGGGUGAACUGAGGCCUUCAGACUGCUGCUGCUCCCUCCAGCCAUGGAGCUAAACAAGCCCAUACAUCACAGGCGAACACUUGCUCUAUUUAACCUUUGUUUUGAUGUGACACCUUUAAGACAGAACCCGGACUGAAGAGAGUUGGGAUGAGGAGGACAUUUUACUGUAACUGGUGCCGAUUAACCUUCAUGCUCUCUGCUGUAUUUGUUGCAUUUUAACUGAACGUAGGGGGCGUGUGGCUUGUGCUAAAGUCAGAAUAUUUAUCUGGUUUGCCUCCAGUUUAAUCUCCCUUCUGCAGCAUUAAUCCAGUCUUUCAUCAGUGAUGGCAAAUAUGUGGCAGCAGGGCACAUCAUUUUCUCACAGGAUCAUAUAAAAAUAAAUGAUUUCAAAGGAAAUAACAGCACAGAUUUUGGGAUAUUUCCUCUCAUGAAGUUCAGGUCAGGCUUUUCUGUUAUGUAGGGACCUUAAAUCCAGUGACAGAUAACUUUUGCCAUGAAGUUUCUGUCAUCAAUGUUUUUAAACAGGUUAAAUUGGAAAAUGAAAUGACCACAACCCCGGCUUUUGUAAAUUAGAGGCCAAUAGGUUUUUAUUAAGUUGUGUCUGUCCACAAUGACAUGUUAGAUUUCCAUAUUUCUUCUAUGUAUGGUUUUAUUUUGUGUGUGUUUGCCUCUGUUUUAAGAGGUGUUACAGUUCAAAUAGUAAGUAAAUCCACACUGGAUCCCUGUCGCAUUUCACAGUAUUCCUCAGACUAGAGUCAAAUGUCACCACAGGUGUUUUCAGUCACUUGUCAGAAAACCGGUGGUGGCAUCAGUAACUGAAGGGAAACACAAAAUGCAACAUGAACAGAAGGUGCAUCUCAAAAAUAACUCUGCAACAGUAGUUUUCUGCCUCCCGAAGGUGAGUGAAUUUACCCUUCAAGAGGCAUAGAGACUGUAAAGCCUGCAUUUCCUGCCAUCUAGUGGGUAAAAAUGUCACCUUGCCACAGAUUCUGCCUCACCUUAAAGGUGAUAUAUUUGAAGUAGCACUAUAGUCACAAGCACAGGGCAGCAGAAACUUAAAACCAACAGAGGUUAAGGAAGGAUAGAAUAAGGGCGUCACUCGGCCAGUAUUAAGUCUAAGGGAAGUUGCUUUUUGUAGAGCAGUUCUUUAUAGCACAGACUUGUUUUUGACAUCACUUGUGUUUCACAAUGGGUAUUUGUGUCUCUGCAUUGUGAGUGAGAAAUGGGGAAAUUAUAUAGUUUCAUACCGAUCUGCUCAGAAGCCUAAAGUAGAUAAUAGUACAGAAUGACAGUAAAUGUGUCAGUAUUCAGCCCUUAAAGCUAUCAACACCCCAUACUUAAAUUCUCAUCAAUGAUUACCCUUUAACAAACAUCAUCCUUGAGCUUGUACUCAGAGGUGUCAGAAACAGGGUAUGAAGGUAAUUUCAGAUGAGUGAUUUCAAUGAUUUGAAUCUUCUGAAAGCUAUAAUUCAUAGUCAUAGCCAUUUUUGAGUUAUUUAUGAGUCUGCCUUGUGUGAGUAUUCUGACAAGGUGCAGCAGAAUUUCUUCAUUUAAGACCUCUGUUUUAAAAAAACAACAACAACAACAACAACAUACCAAUGUCAUAUUUUCUGAUUCCGUACUGAUUUGAACUCACUGUGGUUCUUGACAUGGUUUAUGAUAACAGGUGCCGUGAAGAAAAUCUACAAUGUAAAGUGCAUGGACGGGCUGAACACAAAUCUACUCUAGUACAGUCAGUAGUAAAUUCAGAUUUCCUGUGUGGGUGUUUUGGUUUUCAAAUUGUAAACUCACAGUAAUGUAUGCCUGCCAAGAGCAUUAUAGAUACAAAAAAUGUGCUUGCCCAAUACUGGGAAAAAGUGGGAAAGAUCUUAAUGAACAGUAAGAUCUGUGCUUUUAAGUCUGUACAUUUUGACAAUAAAGAGGUAAUAAUAAAAUGA